GUCAGUCACUCGGCGCAACACGCGUCGUCGUCCUCGUCUUACCGCCUGACAACCAACACAUACUGACUGACGUCGACCUCUCGCUGCCAACGCAUUGAUUGUACGUGAACCAGUCGUAUUCGCCCGCUGACAGAAAUACCGGGGAGGCGGUAGUGCUCAGAAGGCAAAUCAGCCGAAGGAAGUCGAAGAAAACGCAGCUACAGACUUCGCGGCGACAGCUGUAACGAGGCACCGAGGAUGGGUCAGGCUCCCAGCGGUGGUGCCGGGCGGCAUAAUAAUGACAAGAAGAAGAAAGAUCAGCAGAAGAAGUGGGAGCCGCCGCUGCCAACACGGGUAGGCAAGAAAAAGAAACGCGGGCCGGACGCAGCCACCAAGCUGCCACCGGUAUACCCCAACACGCGAUGCCGUUUGAAGCUGCUAAAGAUGGAGCGCAUCAAGGAUCACCUGCUGCUGGAGGAGGAAUUUGUGCAGAACCAGGAACGCCUCAAGCCCAAGGAGGACAAGGAUGCGGAGGAGCGGACGCGCGUGGAUGAUCUGCGUGGCAGCCCGAUGCAGGUCGGCUCGCUCGAGGAGAUCAUCGACGAUGAACAUGCCAUCAUUAGCAGCGCCACAGGGCCAGAGUACUAUGUCAGCAUCAUGAGCUUCGUCGACAAGGACCUGCUUGAACCGGGCUGCAGCGUCUUGCUUCAUCAUAAGACCAUGGCUGUCAUCGGCGUGCUGCAAGACGACGCCGAUCCCAUGGUCAGCGUCAUGAAGCUCGACAAGGCGCCGACGGAGACCUACGCAGAUGUCGGUGGUCUCGAGCAGCAGAUCCAGGAGAUCAAAGAGUCUGUCGAACUGCCCCUUACUCAUCCAGAACUGUACGAGGAAAUGGGAAUCCGGCCACCCAAAGGUGUCAUUCUCUAUGGUGUGCCCGGAACAGGCAAGACGCUGCUAGCCAAAGCAGUCGCCAACCAAACCUCCGCCACCUUCCUUCGCAUCGUCGGUUCCGAGUUAAUUCAAAAGUACCUCGGAGACGGACCCAAACUGGUCCGCGAACUGUUCCGCGUCGCCGACGAGCACGCGCCAUCGAUCGUGUUCAUCGACGAGAUUGAUGCUGUCGGCACAAAACGGUACGAUAGCAACAGUGGUGGAGAGCGUGAGAUCCAAAGGACGCUGCUCGAGCUGCUCAACCAGCUCGAUGGAUUCGACACACGGCAUGAUGUCAAGGUCAUCAUGGCAACAAAUAAGAUCGAGUCGCUCGAUCCAGCGCUCAUCCGACCGGGGCGUAUCGACAGAAAGAUUGAGUUCCCGCUGCCAGAUCAGAAGACAAAAAUGCACAUCUUCAAGCUGCACACAAGUCGCAUGAACCUAGAUCCGGACGUCAACCUCGAAGAGUUUGUGGCCAUGAAGGACGACUUAUCGGGCGCAGACAUCAAGUCGCUCGUCACGGAAGCUGGUCUUCUUGCGCUGCGAGAAAGGCGGAUGCGCGUCACCAAGAAGGACUUCACCUCCGCGCGCGAGCGUGUAAUCGAUCGCAAGCAGGAAGGCACACCCGAAGGCCUGUAUUUGUAGACAACAGACAGAAAUAGUCAUCUGCUCGCAUCCGGCUUAUUU
Molecule: messenger RNA, 1596 nt
Organism: Tilletiaria anomala UBC 951
Lineage: Eukaryota; Fungi; Basidiomycota; Exobasidiomycetes; Georgefischeriales; Tilletiariaceae
Product: putative RPT2-26S proteasome regulatory subunit
Exons: 5
Coding region: 238-1554 (438 amino acids)
Biological process (GO): proteasome-mediated ubiquitin-dependent protein catabolic process
Cellular component (GO): proteasome regulatory particle, base subcomplex
Molecular function (GO): ATP hydrolysis activity; proteasome-activating activity; ATP binding
Source: RefSeq, a predicted model, not a curated record